AUGGCGACAACUGAGGACUAUGGCUUCUUGCGGCCUCCCAGCAAUGACGAAUAUGAGCCCGUUUAUCGCAAUCCCUCCUCCUACCAUCCUCUCCAUACCUUUCGACUGCCGAUGGGCAGCGACCGACACUACCAGCAGCAAUAUGGCGACAUGUACUUCCUGCGUCUCGCGAGGCUAAAGCCUGCCGUGGAACAAGUUGCGACGGCUGCAUGGGGAGAACUCACAAUCGCUGGAGAGCAUGCGCGACGCGUGGACCGAGUGCUCGAUGUACGACAGGGUGAGCUCUGUUGGAUGACCGGAACGGUAUACAUGGACAUGCCAUUGAAGCCCAAUAUUCUGGAUGACUUGACAAAAGAGAACUUCACGUCCGCACCUCCUCCCCGCCGAACCUAUGCCGACCCGUCCGAUCCGUCAGCGACACAGAUAAUGAUGGAAGAUGAAUCUGGCCGUGUUCUCUUAACUGGCAACCUCCUCUCAUCGACGCAGCUGGCCACAGGUGCCAUUAUCGCUGCUCUGGGAACGGAGACUUCUAAUGGGGAGUUUGAAGUUAUCGACAUCAAGGUUCCUGAUCUAGCAAGACAACCUCAACGAUGGGAACGAGGGGAGGCCGCUUCCGCAGAUUCAAAGAAGGAUGACAAAGAGGCGUCAAAUGGACAAGGAAAGAUCGCGUUCGUCAGCGGGCUAGGUAUCACGGGCUCAUCAAGUGAUACGCUCGCCUUGGAGCUUCUUACAGAUUAUCUUCUUGGAUACACGGGCAUCGAUGGUAGCGAGGACGCGUCAAAAAUCACCCGGCUCAUCAUUGCAGGAAACUCACUCGGCGCCAGUGUUACUGCGGAGGCAGCAUCAGCGGGGACUGACAACGCAGCCAAGAAGAAGCUGGCACCCAAGAAGUACGGCUAUGAUGCCUCUGCAUACAACUCAUCGCCUAUCACUCAGCUCGAUAACUUCCUAGCAGAGAUCUUGCCCAGCAUCCCGGUAACACUUAUGCCCGGCGAGCAAGAUCCGGCGAACGUCUCUCUCCCACAGCAAGGCAUCCAUCGUGCCAUGUUGCCGCGGGCUAGGGCAUACUGUGCGCCUCCACCUUCGGGCGACAACAAGGAAGAAGACGUGGGAUGGUUCGACAGCGUUACAAAUCCCUGGGAAGGCGAUGUAGAAGGAUGGCGGCUUUGGGGAUGCAGUGGCCAGAAUGUGGAUGAUGUUCUUCGGUACUUGGACUUCCCUGCCGAUGAUAGCGGUCCCAGCAUCGAACGAGAUGAUUCCGAGGCUCGCCUACGGAUCAUGGAGGCCAUGCUCCGAUGGCGAUGCAGUGUCCCUACGGCCCCCGAUACAAUUUGGUCAUACCCUUUCCAAACAGUCGACCCAUUCGUUCUUGAAACCUGCCCACACAUCUUCUUCACGGGUAAUCAGCCUUCCUUCAAGACUACGGUGAUUGAGGCUGUUGUCCCCCCCCGACUGGAUGGCGACACCGACAUGACAGAUUCUGCCGGCGAGUCGUCUGCUACUAGUGUACGGUUGCUGUCAAUUCCUAAGUUUAGGGACACCGGUGAGUUGAUUUUGGUCGACACCGAGAGCCUGGAGGUCGAGGUGAUCCGAUUUGGUACUUUUGCGGGCCAGGAAGAGAAAAAGUAG
Molecule: messenger RNA, 1629 nt
Organism: Penicillium canariense
Lineage: Eukaryota; Fungi; Ascomycota; Eurotiomycetes; Eurotiales; Aspergillaceae
Product: DNA-directed DNA polymerase delta subunit POL31
Exons: 5
Coding region: 1-1629 (542 amino acids)
Biological process (GO): DNA strand elongation involved in DNA replication; DNA replication
Cellular component (GO): delta DNA polymerase complex
Molecular function (GO): DNA binding
Source: RefSeq, a predicted model, not a curated record